Anopheles coustani is the source of this 7410-nucleotide messenger RNA. Its product is annotated as AF4/FMR2 family member lilli-like. The coding region runs from base 1337 to 5635 and encodes 1432 amino acids. Gene Ontology annotation, cellular component: nucleus. Gene Ontology annotation, molecular function: DNA-binding transcription factor activity, RNA polymerase II-specific; SMAD binding; RNA polymerase II cis-regulatory region sequence-specific DNA binding. Lineage: Eukaryota; Metazoa; Arthropoda; Insecta; Diptera; Culicidae. Gene Ontology annotation, biological process: negative regulation of BMP signaling pathway. The record is from RefSeq and is a predicted model, not a curated record. The transcript has 3 exons.
UGCGAAUCCACGGCGGAGUGCAGACAUGUUUUGCUAGUCCAGUGGACACAAGCGUGACGGUUCUGCAAAGACAGCACGGUAGAGAGAGAGAGAGUGAGAGUGGGAGCGAGAGAGCGAGCUAGUAAACGAAACGGUGCGCGAAGCGGACGAUAGAGCGAGGAAAAGAGAGAGAGAGAAAUAGAGCAGGGUGUACGAAGCGGAAAAGCGAAGGUAGUGCGACGCGAGUGCGCGACGUGUACGGGUACGUGUGUGUGUGUGCGCCGCGAGUGUUUGCUUUCCUCCCCCCAAGCGGGCGGGCGGGCGGGCGGUCUGGCCGGCCGAGGAGUGUGUGGAAAAUUUGCCGAGCGAAGGAGGCGGCGGUAGAGUGCGAGAAGGGGUAGCGCGAAUUAAAAGAAGAGGAGAAAAGUGAGAAAUAAAAAUUAGAAAAAGUAUCGAAGAAAAAGUAAAAUUUCGGUCGAAAAUGGUACCGUACGACGGAGACGCCACGGUGGCGCAGGUGUCGGUGGUGGUGGAAAAGGUGGCUAUGACGACGACGACGGCGGUGUCGGCGACGCCGGUUGCGGUACCGGUGCGACGGUGGUGAAAGAAAAAGGGUUUGCCCAGAAGAGAUCGGAUCGAAAACGAAGUGGAAGUGGUUGACGCAGAAGGGGGUUGCGGAAGUGAAGGAAGCAAACCAGGGCUCGCGAAAAGUGUGUGCGCGCGCGCUUUUAUGUGUGUGUGUGUGUGUGCGUGUGUGUAUAUUUGUGUGGCUAAUGAAAAAUUAAAGAUGGCUCGCCAAAAUUGUUCGCCACUCGCCACCGUCGUCGUGGUCCUCCGUUGCGCCCUGCUGCUGCCACUGCUCCACCGGCCGAGCUGAUGAUGAUGAUGAUGAUGAUGGAGCGAUGAGAUAUGAGAGAUGCGCGGAUGCGAUGAGAUGCUGUGAAUGUUCUUCUCACGCCGUUGUUUGCAGUGAGUCCGCGGUGCACGCGCUGGUGAGCAGAAGAUAAGCGUGAGAAGAGAAAAAAAACCGGGAAGAAGACGACGUCGCGAGCGAACGUGUGCGAAAGUGAGAAAAUAGUUCCGUAACGUUGCGUGAAACGUCUCACCGGGCUCGGAAAAGUGGUGAGGAGGAAGCGAAGGAUCAAGGGGGAAAUUAUCCCUAAUACGGUCGGUUCCGUCCGCUGAAAAAGAAUUGAUAUUUUCUAAUGGAGGAGUGAGUACGUGAAUGAGCAGUGAGUGCGUGUGACGACGGAUCAGAAUCGCAGCAUCCAUAGAGUUCGUCCUCUCGAACAGCACAGCAGUUCACAAGCAGUUGGAACGUAUCGUGUGCACGUCAAAGACGUCACCAGUAGUAAACAUGUCGGAAACGUAUGUACCGCCGCACGUCAUCUCGGUGCUGAAGACGUACCAGGACACGGCGCCCAAGAGUCUGCACGGGCCGGGUCUGUCCCUCGUGCACCCGAGCAAGGCCGGCUCGAUCGUUGUGCGUUCGGACACACCGGAGCACCAUGUACCGGCCCAUCUACACCUUCACCACAGUACCGGCGGCCAUUACGGUGGCGGUCGGGGAGGUGGUGGCGGUGGUGGUAGCGGUACGUCAGUGGAUGACGAACAACCGCAGCGGCUAACGACCACGAUCGUGCCACCGGUGCCGAUCAUGACCACACCCGAUCCCGACUGUGGCAUCGUGCAGAUGACCAUACUGGAGGGGAAGCGCAUCGGUUGCUUCCUGCUCGGUGGCGAAAUGCGCCUCUGCCUGCCGCAGAUCUUCAAUCACAUCCUGGAGAAGUUCUCCCUCGAGCAGAUCAACGUCAGCAUCCAGGAGCUGAUGAUCUACCUGUACAACUGCACCGACCAGCAGCUGCAGGAGUUCAAGCGCGCCCGCAUCAUCCCGGAAACGGCCAAAACGUGCGGGUUGAUCACGCGCACCAACGCGGAACGGCUCUGCAGUGCGCUGCUGCACAAGCAGUUCGAGCACCGCACGCGGACCGCACUGAAGAUGGGCGGAUCGGGGGGACACUCGGCGUUCCGCGUGUACCAUCGGUGCUUCGGCAAGUGCGAGGGCAUCUUCACGCCGGAGCUGUACGGUGCGGGCGAUGAGCCGGCGUGCAUCGAGUGCUGCAAGUGCAGCGGCAUGUUCACGCCGCAGGAGUUCGUGUGCCAUCAGCACGAACCGCAGGAGAUUCGCACCUGUCACUGGGGGUUCAACUCGAGCAACUGGGCGUUGUACAUCCACGUGGACGAGGGCGAGAAGAACCGGGAGGAGUACGCCAAGCUGCUGGAGAACAUCUGGGCGAAGGAGCGCGACAUGGAGCCGGACCAGGAAUGCGACCAGGAGCUCUAUUACGCGCGACAAAAGGGCGCCCGCGAAGACAACGGUUUGCUAGCGAUCAAAGCCGAACCACAGGACAUUCCACUGAAGAAACCAAAGCUUAUGAGCGACGUACCGUCGUCGCUGUACCACAGCAGCAGCCGGCAAAUGCAGCACCAGCAGCAGCAACAGCAGCUCCGGGAGCACCAGCAUCUGGUUGCGGCACAGCAGCAGUUGCUACACCACCACCACCAUCAACAGAUGCAGCUCGCCCGCGAACAGCAAACGAGUGCUGCGUUCCGUCCGUGGACCGCCCAGCAGAAGCAGUACGCCAAGCAGCAGCAGCAGCAACAGCAGCAGCAACAACAGCAACAGCAGCAACAGCAGCAGCAGCUCAUGCUGCAGCAAAUGAGUUCGUACCACGCGAACGGCGGUUCGACGACCAGCAUUGUCAAUGGCACGAUGCGGGCGACUUCGCCCGGUGGAACCAUUCUGUCGCUCAGCCAGGAACCGCCGCUGCUGCAGAACCCGGAAAACGUCGUCCCGAUGUCGGAGACAGACAAGUUCGAACGAUCGUACCAACCGAACGUGGCGCUGGUACCCCGCAAGACGAUCCUGUGCGGCAAGGACCCCAACACGUCGGCAUCGUCGAUGAUGCGGCACGAGAAAGCGUCCGACCGGUCGGUGAUCAAGUGCGAGUUAGUACAAAUCAAGCAGGAAAGUCCACCGACGCCACCGGCAGCCCACGAUCAAACGGCGUCGGUCGUCCGGUCGGCGGUGAUCAAGUGUGACGUGCAGAUUAAGCAGGAACGACCGGGAACGCCACCCUCGGUGCACCACGAGCACGACGACGGUCGGAGAACGCCCUCGCCCGGUCCACCGGGCCACACGGCGGGCCACAUUCCCGUUUCGCCACCGUCAUCGGCACCAGGUUCGGUCGGGUCUCACCAUCUGCAUCACCUUCACCACCAUCGGCAGGGUGCGAUCGCGUACAGUACGAUCAUGAGCACCAAGCAGCAGAAGCAGCACCAAGGACUGGUCUCCUCGAUGCCGUACGGUGGGAGUAGCGGGGGAAGCAACAGCAACAGUCCGGUAACGCUCCCGCCCGACGCCAUGCAGCAGCACCAUUCGUCCGGCUCGAACGAGAUUACGUCGUCCACGUCUCCGCUGCCACCGCCCCUCGUGGUGGGCAUGAACGGGUGCUCUGUCAACGGGCCCGAAAAGCCCAAACUGGUGCUGAUCAAAGAAACGCUCAGUCCGCCGCUGAUGCGACCGGGAAGCAACACCGCAUCCGCCCGCCAUUCGCCGCACGGUCACGUCCUGCUGCAACAACAACAACAACAACAACAACAAGCUCAGCGGCAGCAGGAGCAUCGAGAGCAUCGUGAGCAGCAGCAGCAGCAGCACGUCGUCGGUGGUCAUCAGCAGCUGUCGCCACCACCGCCGUCACAUCAUCACCACCAUCAGGUCAGCGAACUUCACCAUCAGCCGCUGUACCUGCACCACCACCACCAUCACGUGAUGCACCAUCACCGAUCUCAUCAUUCCGGCGCGACCACGAUGACGACGUCGGUCGGGGGUGGUGGAGGUGGUGGUGGAGGAGGAGGAGGAGGUAGCGGCACGAUCAUCCACAAGAACGGCAUCCCGAUGGUGGGCAACUCCGAGUUCGAGCUGUCCACCGACACGGACGAUGACAGCCAGACGGGCGAGCCGGACAGCAGCAACGCCCCGUCGACGGUCGAGCUGAUCGGCGAGGUGCUGAAGGAGGUGGAGCCGGACACGAAGCAGCGCAUACUGGACAUCUUCCAGGGGCUGCUGCGGGAGAGCCGUUUGGAGCACCAGCGGCUGCUGAUGGAGAUCGGCGCGAAGGAGGACCAGCUGGUGGAGAUCCAGCGACAAAACGAUCACCUGCAGCAACGCGUCCAUCAGUUGCAGCACGAGCUGGACCGGGCGCUACUCAAGAUUGACGCCCUCAACGAGCAGCAUCACCUCCAGCAGCAGCAGCAGCAACAGCAGCUUCAUCCGAUGUUGAUGCGCGGUGGUGGAGGCGCCGGCGGGGAGUCCAGCACAUCGUCCACCCCUCCAUCUCCGCUUUCGCUCGUGAGCAACGGAAGUAACAGCAGCAUGAGCAGCAACCAUCACCAUCAUCAGCCGCAACCAAUGACGCAACAGCUGAUCGAGCGACGGAACAGUUUCCCGGAGCGUUCGGUUGCGAUCACAAAGCCACCGAAAAAGAUGCGCCGCCACAGUCCGGAAGAUUCACCGACGGUGCUAAUGUUGGCCUCGCCACCACCGCCACCGCCGCCGCCCGUUUCGACCCACCACCACGCACACAACCAACCGGCAUCCGUCGUCGGACUGGGCUCGACGCUUCUACCAGCCUGUCUGUCAAUUACGGCCACCACCGUAUCGGUGGCACCGAAGGGGGCGUCCCAGCAUCUGCCGGAUCCGGAAGCGUCCGGUCGGGAAGAGGUCCGGGCGCAGAUUUCCGUUACUCCAGUGCCACUGUCCCCCUCGACGCUACAAUCGCACCACCGGAAGACGCUGUCCUCCUCUUUGGCGCAAUCCCCUCCACCGCCACCACCACCACCACCACCACGACCAUCAAGUGCCACCAAUGUACCUGCGUCACCGACAACGAUAACGGCGACAAACAACAACACCGUCGUCUCUCCGAGAGCAACGACACCAUCGGCGGAAUGUCCUCCGGGAAUCAACCCUUCUGGUGGUGGUGGUAGGGGUGGCGAUGCCAUCAACAAUACGCCAUCGGACAACACCUCGACCCACUCGACCGUUGUCGUGGUCGUACAGGCGGGGGGAGGCAUAAGUUCCUCUCCGGGACCACCAUCACUACCUUCCCGAUCGCGUCCGUCGAGCUUGUCGCCGACGGGAAAUGGUGUCCCGCGGAGUGGCAUCCAUGUUGAUGAUGAUGAUGGUGACGAGAAUGACGACGAGCAUGACAUGAUGGAGGACGAUGAUGAGGACGAUGAUGCAGAGCACCACCACCGGCUGAGGGAAUCGAGAAGGAGGCGCUCGACCGGUGGAUCCUCCGAUGUGGAAUGUGUGGGCCCGACAGGCACCGGUUCCGGGACGGUGUUGUCACCUACCGGCGCUGACAGUCCACCGGGCAAAGCGGCAUCGCUCAACCACAAGCAAACGGACGACGGAGCUGGCGUUGGAGCUGGUAGCAAGACGUCGGCAUCUCCCAGCGCGCUCAGCAACCAGGAGAACGACUCACCAAACCGAGCCAAUGGCACCACCAGCAGCAGUGGCGGCAGCGCCACCACCAGCAGCAGCAGCAGCAGCAGCAGUGCCAGCAGCGGAAGAAGCACUGACAGCAACUGAUAGUUUGUAAUCUGCCUGCGCUGAAAACGCAACCCUUCCGUGCAUCGAUGCAUAGGAAAACCCUUCUUGCCACCAGCAUAAUGCGUACGCGCGCGUGGUAAGAGUAGUGUGUCAUUUUCACCUUAAAAAAAAGAGAGAUAGAAGGAAAUCGUGGUGGACAGCUUAUCUUCCGCCCAAGAGAGAGAGAGAAGCAUUUGUUCGAUUCAUACUGCAAGAGUUUGCUUCGACCACCAUAAGUUCGUCAUAAGCCAAAAUCAAAGUUUGUGUUUAGUAAUUGGUAUUCGUUUCGUUCCCACCUAAAUUAUUUAAGCGUUAAGAGAGGCAGUAAGGAGGAGGAGAGAGUUCCCGGGAACAUGAUUACCACCACAUGGUUACUCCGACGGAAGGUGUACAUUAUUUACUAAAAAAAAAACGAUGCGCGAGUCAUUACAAGAGAAGAACGAGGGCGCGCCAUAUUGAGAGCUAGCUGUGGGAGGCAACACCGCGGCACUAGAUCAAGCUAAAUGCACACAGAUCCAUCUGCACAAAACAAGACACGGUGUGUUUGGCGCCUGGUGCAGCAAGCAACAACGAAUAACACAUAAGUCAUGAGGGAGAGUGGGGACAGUCGUAUAGCGAUUACCAAUGACCGAUUCAAGAAGCGCAAGAAAUUGAAGUGAAAAACGACAGCACCCCCACCCCCUCGCACACAAGCUGCUUGCAUACCGAGGGAGGGAGGGAGAUGCAUGGGCGCAUACAAAGCAUCUUGAGAUUAAGCGACACAUUAGUCUACUUCCCAUUCAACACAAUCGCGGUUUAAUUGCAAUUCGUUGUGUUGUGUUGUAUUUUUUUUCUUUCUUUCGCGAGCGUUCGUUCUCUGGCAUCUAUAUGGUAGUUUUAAUUUUCCUUAACUAACCACUAAGUGGUUUUAAACGCUAGUUCGAAUAUAUAUAUGCAAGCGUCGCGCAUGCUGUGGGUGUGUAUAAUAGAAGUAAGAAGAAAAAACGGCGAGAAAAAGUGGUACGAAAUUGUCAAAUAAAUCGAAUAAGAUUACAAAACACACGAUAUAAGAAACUAGAAACAUCCGGCAAGCGGACGGAUGUGUAAACGUUAGCACACGAUAAGGAUACAAAUGGCAAGAGAUGAUAAAUAUUACUACUACUACUACUACUACUACUAUUACUAUUACUACUACAUCCUCUACUACCGUUGCUAUAACUACUGAACGAAGUGAGUAGCAGAAAAAAAACUUAAGAACGGAAAACAUCUUAAACUUUAGUUUAUAACUGUUUUAAAAAAACAAAAGAGUUUCACGUUCAGCUAUAGAAAAUCGCACAUUGAACAUAAAAUCCAAGCCGAACACGACAGCCAAGAUAGAUACAUGAAAAAAGUUUGCGUAAAAGUAAGUCGAUUAUAGUAACCUAAGCUCGAGUUGGGAUUCGUAGAAUGGCGCGUCCCAAGCAAAACAAACAUACAAACAAACAAACAAACAAACCGUAGUAGUUGAACAAAAAAAUGUUAAAUCAUCCCAUCUUCGUUCACUUCCCUUUUGUAAAUAGUCCUCCGAUAUCCUUCGAUUGCUAAGCAAAAACAAACACAACAGAACAAAGAAUGCACUUAAUACUCCUCAUAGAAGCUACUAAGCGAAAGAGGAAAACAUCCCGGAAUGACAUUUGUAUUACGUGCUUUCCGUUUAGUCUACUCGAUUAGUAUGGCUGAUCGUUCGCUGUUCGAUCUAAUCGAUAACCGAAUAAACAAACCUAUCUAACUGUUCUCGAGAACGGCGUGCUUUUUGU